GUCGUGGCUGGAGGCGCGGCAGUAGCUUAGGGUCUUGUGAGGACUGCUAGGCUGAUCUGUAGGCUCUCGGCUAGGUCGUCUCUUCGUUCGGGCCGGGCAAUGGCGACGUACACCUGCAUCACCUGCCGGGUGGCGUUUCGCGACGCGGAGAUGCAGCGGGCGCACUACAAGGCCGACUGGCACCGCUACAAUCUGCGGCGCAAGGUAGCCAACAUGGCCCCGGUGUCGGCCGAAGGCUUCCAGGAGCGGGUGCUGGCUCAGCGGGCGGUGGCGGAGGAGGAGAGCAAGGGCACGGCCACCUACUGCACCGUGUGCAGUAAGAAGUUCGCCACUUUCAACGCCUACGACAACCACCUCAAGUCGCGGCGGCAUGUGGAGCUGGAGAAGAAGGCGGUGCAGGCGGUGAACCGGCAGGUGGAGAUGAUGAACGAGAAGAACUUGGAGAAGGGACUGGGCGUGGACGGUGUGGACAAGGAUGCCAUGAACGCCGCCAUCCAGCAGGCUAUCAAGGCCCAGCCGUCUAUGUCUCCCAAGAAAGCGCCCUUCGUGCCCCCGGAAGAAUCCUCGAGGGCGGAGGGCUCCAGACGGGCCACUCAGGAACGAGACCCCGCGGAGAAGCCGCCCCGGCUCCAGUGGUUCGAACAGCAGGCGAAGAAGCUGGCCAAGCAGCAGGGGGAGGAAAGUGAGGAAGAGGAAGACGAGGAGGAAGAGGAUGAAGAUUGGGAAGAUAUUGAUUCAGACGAUGGCUUGGAAUGUGAGAACCCUGGAGUGGACGUUCAGGAUGCACAAGAUGAAGAAGAGGCUGGGGAGAGCCCACCCCUAGGUGCCAUCCCAAUCACAGACUGCUUAUUUUGUUCUCAUCAUUCAAGCUCCCUCGUGAAGAAUGUGGCUCACAUGACUAAAGUCCACAGCUUCUUUAUUCCUGAUAUAGAGUAUCUUUCAGAUUUGAAAGGACUGAUUAACUAUUUGGGAGAGAAAGUCGGUGUUGGCAAGAUUUGCUUGUGGUGCAAUGAGAAAGGGAAGUCAUUCUACUCCACAGAAGCUGUCCAGGCACAUAUGAAUGACAAGAGCCACUGCAAGCUCUUCACAGAUGGGGACGCUGCUUUGGAGUUUGCAGACUUCUAUGACUUUAGGAGUAGCUACCCUGAUUACAAGGAGGGGCAGGACCCUCGUGAGCUUGACGAGCUGUCAUCUGAAAAGAUCUUGGAAUGUGAUGAUGAAACCAUGGAGCUGAUACUCCCUUCUGGUGCCAGAGUGGGUCAUCGCUCCUUGAUGAGAUACUACAAACAACGAUUUGGCUUGCCAAGAGCUGUGACAGUUGCUAGAAAUCAGAAGGCUGUGGGCAGGGUACUCCAGCAGUACCGAGCCCUGGGGUGGACGGGCAGCACAGGCGCAGCUCUCAUGCGUGAACGGGACAUGCAGUAUGUCCAAAGGAUGAAAUCGAAAUGGAUGCUGAAGACGGGAAUGAAGAACAAUGCCACCAAGCAGAUGCACUUCAGGGCCCAAGUGAGAUUCUGAGAGGCUGAGACUGAGAGAUGACUCCCCCACUGCACUUCCCUCCUUGUCUGAGGACCAGGGAAGCCAGAUUGCAGAAUGGAUCUUUUGCUGCUACUUUAUUUGUUCUGAUCUAAUAAAGUCAGAAUCAUGUUAGUCUUCAGAUGUCAUUUUUGAGCAGUGUUUAAAGCUUUUAAGUGAUGACGUGUUUGUUGGGCUCCAGGACCUGCAUUACUGCCUGACAGUUGCUUUAUUGCCUCAGCUUUCAAAUGCUUUCUGGCUGUCAGCAUAAUGUGGGAAGCAUAAAUGAUUUGUCUACUCCAAAAUUAGUUUAAAUGUUGGAAUAACUCAUCACAUCAUGUCAGAGAGACCUAAGUUGGGGACUUUGAGGCUUACAUAGGAGAAA
Messenger RNA from Acomys russatus (golden spiny mouse), 1900 nucleotides. RefSeq names its product zinc finger protein 622 (gene Znf622). The record is from RefSeq and is a predicted model, not a curated record. Gene Ontology annotation, cellular component: preribosome, large subunit precursor. Bases 100 to 1518 code for a protein of 472 amino acids. Gene Ontology annotation, molecular function: zinc ion binding; nucleic acid binding. NCBI's taxonomy places the organism in Eukaryota, Metazoa, Chordata, Mammalia, Rodentia, Muridae. Gene Ontology annotation, biological process: ribosomal large subunit biogenesis. The transcript has 6 exons.